AUGGCAGAUAUCAAUGUCGAUGUUCUCGUUAUUGGCGCCGGACCAACUGGUCUUGGUGCUGCAAAGCGUCUCAAUCAAAUUGACGGCCCAUCAUGGAUGAUCAUUGAUUCAAACGAGACGCCUGGUGGUCUUGCAUCCACAGAUGUCACUCCUGAAGGAUUUCUCUACGAUGUCGGCGGCCAUGUCAUCUUCUCCCACUACAAAUAUUUCGACGACUGCAUCGACGAGGCAUUGCCUAACGAGGACGACUGGUACACUCACCAACGUGUCUCCUAUGUGCGGUGUAAGGAACUAUGGGUCCCAUACCCAUUCCAAAACAACAUUUCUAUGCUGCCAAAGGAGGAGCAAGUCAAAUGCGUGGACGGCUUAAUUGAUGCUGCACUGGCUGCACGUACGGCCACAGAUAAGCCGAAGGACUUUGAUGAGUGGAUUGUUAGAAAUAUCGGUGUCGGUAUCGCCGACCUCUUUAUGAGACCAUACAAUUUCAAAGUCUGGGCUGUUCCCACCACAAAGAUGCAAUGCGCAUGGCUCGGAGAGCGCGUUGCAGCCCCAGAUGUCAAGAGCGUCGUCAAGAACAUCAUCUUGAACAAGACCGCUGGAAACUGGGGCCCGAAUGCUACUUUCAGAUUCCCAGCUCGUGAUGGUACUGGUGGUAUCUGGAUCGCGGUCGCCAACACUUUGCCAAAGGAGAAGACACUUUUCGGCAAGCAAGGAGAAGUUUCUAAGGUCAAUGCUGAUGCGCACACUGUUACUUUGGCCAACGGCAAGACAAUCGGUUAUAAGAAAUUGAUCACAACAAUGGCCGUGGACCAACUUGUUGAGCAGAUGGAGGAUAAAGAACUUGUUUCCCUGAGCAAGGGUCUCUUCUACUCGUCUACUCACGUUAUCGGUGUUGGACUUCGUGGAGCUCGUCCUGAGAGAAUUGGCGACAAGUGCUGGCUUUACUUCCCCGAAGAUGACUGCCCAUUCUACAGAGCCACCAUCUUCUCCAAUUACUCUCCAUACAACCAGCCAGAAGACUCGGUCAAGUUGCCAACGCAGUACCUCGCCAACGGAAGCAAACCUAAAUCUAGCGAGCCACAAGAAGGCCCAUACUGGUCUAUCAUGUUGGAAGUAUCCGAGUCCUCCAUGAAGCCAGUCAACCACGAUACUCUUCUCAAGGAGACGAUUCAAGGGCUCAUCAAUACUGAGAUGAUCAAGCCCGAGGAUGAGAUCGUUUCUACUUACCACCGCCGCUUUGACCAUGGUUACCCAACUCCCUCGCUUGAGCGUGAGGGUGUUCUCAAGGAACUUCUCCCAAAGCUACAAGCCAAAGAUAUCUACUCUCGUGGACGCUUUGGAAGCUGGAAGUACGAGGUUGGUAACCAAGAUCAGAGUUUUAUGCUAGGAGCUGAGGCUGCUGGUCAUAUUGUAUAUGGAGCGGUGGAGUUGACGCUCAACUACCCAGAUCUCGUCAAUGGCCGCAAGAAUGAUGAACUCAGACUUGGCACACUCAUGAAGGGAACUGCUGGAACUACUAAGAGCAAUGGUACAAAGGAGAUUCCUACCAGAGAGAGGGCAUCUUCUAAGGUUCAGACAAGUUCCCAUGCCAGGAAGUCGUCCAAGAGCGUCAAGUAG
Cadophora gregata is the source of this 1617-nucleotide messenger RNA. RefSeq lists its product as uncharacterized. The transcript has 6 exons. The coding region runs from base 1 to 1617 and encodes 538 amino acids. NCBI's taxonomy places the organism in Eukaryota, Fungi, Ascomycota, Leotiomycetes, Helotiales, Ploettnerulaceae. The record is from RefSeq and is a predicted model, not a curated record.